Helicoverpa armigera (cotton bollworm) is the source of this 2863-nucleotide messenger RNA. It is a transcript of the gene vvl, whose product is annotated as ventral veins lacking. Gene Ontology annotation, molecular function: RNA polymerase II cis-regulatory region sequence-specific DNA binding; DNA-binding transcription factor activity, RNA polymerase II-specific. The coding region runs from base 232 to 1287 and encodes 351 amino acids. Lineage: Eukaryota; Metazoa; Arthropoda; Insecta; Lepidoptera; Noctuidae. The transcript has a single exon. The record is from RefSeq and is a predicted model, not a curated record. Gene Ontology annotation, biological process: regulation of transcription by RNA polymerase II.
CCUCUGCGGGCGCGCGCAGCGCCGCCGAGCGCUCCAGUCCGCUCCGUGCUGCCGUCGCGCACGCACGCGCAUGUCGCUCGCUGUUGUAUUCGGUGAUGUGAGGUGGCCCCCGCCGCUGCCGCAGCGCCGCGCGACUAACGCGCUUUUUUCGCGACCGAGUAAGCCAGUUGAAGGCUCGAGAGCCUUCGAGCCGGCAAGACGCCGUCCACCGUGGAUCUGAGGUACGGCGCCAUGGCGGCGACCACGUACAUGCCCGCCGACAUGGACCUGGGCAACAUCGGCGGGUACCAUGCAGCGUCGCCGCGCAGUGCCGAGCCCGCCGACAUGAAGUACCAGCACGGGCUGCACGCGGGCGGCUCGCCGUCCCCGGGCGCGCCCGUGCUCAACCCGUGGACGUCGCUGCCGCCGGCCGACCCCUGGGCCAUGCACCAGCACCACGCGCACGCGCACCAGCCCGACGUGAAGCCGCCGCCGGCGCCGCACGAGCACCGCCACCUGCAGCACGGCGGCUGGCACGCGCCCGUGGUGUCGCCGCACUACGGCGCCGGCUCGCCCGUGGCGCUGCACGGCGGCUACCCCAUGCCCAUGCACCAGCACCACAUGCUGCGCGACAUCCAGCCCUCGCCGCACCCGCUGCACCACCACGCCAUGGAGCGCGAGCCGCCCGAGGAGGACACGCCCACCAGCGACGACCUCGAGGCCUUCGCCAAGCAGUUCAAGCAGCGCCGCAUCAAGCUGGGCUUCACGCAGGCCGACGUGGGCCUGGCGCUCGGCACGCUCUACGGAAAUGUGUUCUCUCAGACCACCAUCUGCCGGUUCGAGGCGCUGCAGCUCAGUUUUAAAAAUAUGUGCAAGUUGAAACCGCUGCUCCAGAAGUGGCUGGAGGAAGCCGAUUCGACGACGGGGAGUCCCACGAGUAUCGACAAAAUAGCCGCACAAGGCAGGAAAAGAAAGAAGCGCACCUCGAUAGAAGUGUCAGUGAAAGGUGCUCUGGAGCAGCACUUCCACAAGCAGCCCAAGCCGUCGGCGCAGGAGAUCACGUCGCUGGCCGACAGCCUGCAGCUGGAGAAGGAGGUGGUGCGCGUGUGGUUCUGCAACCGGCGGCAGAAGGAGAAGCGCAUGACGCCGCCCAACACGCUGGGCAACGAGAUGAUGGAGGGCAUGGGCCACGGCCACUACGGGCACGGCGAGGUGCACGGCAGUCCGCUGCAGCACUCGCACUCGCCGCCCGGGCUGUCGCCGCAGCACGGGCUGCCGGCGGGCGCGCACACGCUGGCCGCGCACUAACAGUUCGCCCCGUGGGCGCCGCCGCGGCCCUACUACUCGGAGCCUCACUAGCGCCGACUAGUCGCCGCGCCCGCGGGAUACCGACCGUGUACAUAGCGCCGCGCGCCCGGACGUGCCCGCGGCGCAAGUGACGGCCGCGCUUGUACAUACCUGUGCGCGAGCCGGACUACACCCGAACGCUACGUUUAAGUUGUUCUUUAUAAUUUCAGUGAAGUCAUUGAUUAAUUAUGUGAGUAAUGUUAAGAUCGAAGCCAGUAAUCGUUUAUACUUUAUCGAAACGCCGAGGUUCGGAGUGAUCGCCGAUACGUUUAGCUAGAUAGUCUAAUUGAUAAAUAAGAGCUUAAAUCGGAGGUGGAUCCCGGCGUCGCUCGCGCCUCGCCGGCGGCCGCGGCCGCAGCAUCGUCGUGCGGUAAGUACGGCGACAUUACACACUCACGAGUAGCACUGUAGCGCGCGUACCGAGCGCACACUGAGCGCAUGCCGAGCGCACCGCGUACUUGUCGCACGCGAAGCCGCGACCUGCGAGUCGCGCGAGCCGCGAGGCCGCUCCGGCGAGGAGUGCGAAGCACUAUUCAGUUUUGUAAAGGACGAUUUCAUCGAAUUUAUUUAUAGAUAUUACAAAUUAACGAUGUUCAUAAAUGCCUACCUGUCAGUAGGGAGUCAUUGUGGUGUGGAAUAAAUUUAAAUUGUUGCUAUUACUGUAAAUUUAUGAUUAGUGAUGAGGACGAGAGUAAAAAAUAUGAAUCGGGUCGAAGCUUCGUUUUGUAAGGGAAUACGAGUGAGUCAAUAGGUGCAAUUUUUAUUUUAAGUGUUUAAUGAAACGAUCCGAAUGUGAGAGCAAUCAUGUACGUAGUAAGCCAAGAGCGAGUAGCGCGACGCGCCGCGCGCUCUGUUGGUGUUGCGAGCGCGCGUACGUGCGGCGCGCUACUCGCGCGACAACGCGCGACACGCACUCGACGCACACCUAGCUCCCACUACAUAAUUUAUUCAAAUUAUUAUUAAAAGGAUGCAGACACGAUGCCAAAAUGGUUUUAUUCCUGUUUUUUACUUGUUUUGUUGUUUUUUUCGUUUGUAUGUAUUUGUGGCCAAUCUUGGUACUUAAUACUUGUAAAAAUAGGUAUUUUUUCUAUAUAAAAUAAUGUACCUACGACGUAUAUGAUGAUAUAUAUUAAAAAAGUUCUUUAUAGAAAUUGAAAUAUGGAAAUGACUUUUAUUACAUGUCCUGAUAUCUCUCUGCUUCGAUACAGAUAUUGUUUGUUACAUGAUGUUGUGUUACGAUAGUGUCAGGUGUCAGACACAAGUGUAGCGCUCUCAGUGUCUGCUGUGUCGCAGUGCAACGAAUGUUUAGUUUUAGGGAGGAUUGUUUGCUUAGUUUUACUGUUAACGAACAAAAGCUCAGUGACACUUGUGAAAUGUUUUGCUGAAGUUGAAUUAGAAGAAUCAUGUAAAUAUAGUAUUCGCAUCACGAUGGAGUUAGGUAUGCAAGUCUACAUAGCGAGUAAAUAUUACUUAGUGAUAUGGAUAUUUUAUAUUAUCGUCUAAGUAUUUAAUAAAACAGAGUAAAUAUUUUACUAAA